This is a messenger RNA of Chara braunii, 2433 nucleotides long. The record is from the annotation of a GenBank genome assembly. Lineage: Eukaryota; Viridiplantae; Streptophyta; Charophyceae; Charales; Characeae.
CUAGAAAAGAAAGAUGAGAUAAGAUCACAGAACACGUUCUCUCCAUCGAGAUGAGAUGAGAUGAGAUGGGAACCAAGCAGAUAAGAUCAGAUAAGAUCACAUACGAUGUGAUAGAUGAGCUAACCAAAGAGGCUAGCUCAGCUGAGCUGGGCGACAAUGCGGAAAUUGAGAAGGUGGGAGAUCCACAAAAGGUCAUCUAUGCAUUUGGGCCUGAGGUCACAGGCGAAAACGUGGAAGGCAAAGUGCGUGAGAUGUCCGUUCAGAAGUACAACGGUCGGACCUAUUAUCAGUACUAUCUGGAGGUUCCCCAGCAUCUGCUAGUCAAUGUGACAGCUGGAGGCAACCGACUGUACAUCUUCAGCAUCAGAGCGAAUGGCCGCCAGUGGAAACGUGAAGAAGAGAGCCUCCGGCAGAUAAACGACUCCUUCCGUGUUGGCUGAACCAAGUGAAGUGAAGGUCUCUCUGAAAACCCCGCCCGCGUUCCAACAUCCAAGUUUCAAGGUGCAUUAAUGGCUCGGCGUCACAUUCUGCGCUCUCAGCCUUUGGUUUCUGGGUUCUAGACUCAAGGUUGAGGGCUCAAGGUCCUGGUUUUGCUUGUUUCUUUUUUUUUCUUUUUUUCCGGACCAUUUUUUUUUCCAUUUAUGCGUGUCAUCCUUGCACAGGGGCCAUUUGCUAAUGUUCUCUUUAUCUGUAUCGUUCCAAUUUUUUAACGGAUGUCCCGAAGGACGGUUGUGCUCAGUUCUUGAUUUGCUGGGCAAGGAACAGUUCAGGGUUUAUCGUUCCAGCUUCGGGGUUCUGGUUUCUUAAACCACCACUAAAUUUCCCGCUGUUGGGGAAAAAGGGAAACUAAUAAAAUAAUAAAAUAUCCUACUCCUAAAAACACGGAGGCCGGGGCCGACGACAACCGCCGUUGAUAAAUCUCGCCGCCGGCCACCGGCGGCCGUCGUUUCAUUUCGGCCUCCUAAAGAUGCGGGGGCCCGACGGCAGCCCACAUGGGAAAAGGUAGUGGUGGUUUAACUCUGGGUUCGAAUUUGGGGUCCGCAGCUCAGCGUUCAGGGUUCUGGGUUCUGGGUUCAGGGUUCUAUCUAGGGUUGUAGGGGUGUAGGGGUGUAGGAUCUGCGUGCCGGUGUCCUUCACGACAUCCGUUAAAAUUGGGACGAUACAUACAAGAGAUAAGCGUGGGCCCUCCUCAAGGAUGACACACUUAAAUCUAGAAAGGUCCAAAUCUAAAUAAAUAUAUAUAAAAAAAAAGAAGAAGAAGAAGGAAAAAUCCGAAAAAAAAAGAAAAAAAAAAAGGGAGAAAACAGAAAAAAGGAUCUGCAUGAUGGUGCCCCAGCUCUGGCUUCUGAUCUGUGGUCCAGGUUUUAGGAUUCUGGGCAAAAAAUAAUAAUAAUUAAAAAAAAAAAAAAAAAGAAGGAUUCUGGGCUCUUGAGUUCGGGUUCGGCUCCGGACUCAGGGUUAGGGUGGUCAAGCUAGCGUUCAGGGUUCUGGAUCUUUGGUCCUAGGUUCUGGGUUCUGGUCUUUCUGCGUUCUACCGUCUUCCCCUGAAUAGAACGUAAGGUCAUUAUCGCCGUAUCUAGACUGGAAGUUACCCCAAGUACGGCUAUAUUGAUGCUGUAUCUAGACUGAAGGUUGCCCCAAAUAUACAGCUAUAAUGACCGUACGUUCUAUUCAAACGAAGACAGUAGUUUCUGAUUUAGGGUUUCUGGAAUCCGGGCUCCAGUACAGGGUUCAGGGUUCGAGGCCCUGGGGCCUGGGUUGUGUUUUUUUCAGGUCUGGGUUCAGGAUUUAAGGUUCUGGGCCCAUGGGUUCGGGUUUAACUCUGGGUACGGAUUAUGGGCCUCAAGGUACCAAGCUUUCGGUUUUGGGCCCUCGGGUGUGGUUUCUCAGGUUUGCGUCCAAGGUUUAAGGGGUUUUAGGGUCCUGGGUUCGGAUAAUGGGCCUCCAAAUUCAGGGUCAAGGUACCACGCUUUCGGUUUGGGCCCUUGGUUUUGGUUUCUCAGGUCUGGGUUUAAGGGUUUUAAGGUUCUGGGGUCCUCGGUUCGGGUUUAACUCUGGGUUCGGAUUCUCAGGGUCAAGGUGCUGAGCUUUUUGGGUUUUGGGUUUUGGGUUAUGGGUUUGGGGGUCUUGUGCAAACUGAUUUUCUCUUGCAGAGAAGAUCAAGGUCUACGUCAGGAUUGAAACUUAGUGAAACUUUCUAGUUUCGCCAUCGAGUCACAGGCGGGUACACAUACAAACCGACAUUGACAGCAUGACUGAGAGAUAUGACAGUGUGCCUGAAAUGGUUCGGUCAGACGGUAGUAGCCUGAAAACAGUGAAAAGGGAUCUGUAUUGUCAGGAUUGCCAAAUGCCAAAUGGAUACACUGAUACACUCCAUUCUUUUUCUUAGCUGCCCAGUAUGAGUAGGAAACCUCGAACGAGUUCUCGCAUGAG